UCUUCAAAAUGUACCAUUUACUGUUGGUAGUAUUUUUUUCAUUUCAAGUACUCUGCUCUAGCCAGAAACCUGAUUCGGCAAUCUCUUGUGUAUUCGACACUUUUGACCAAUUUUUUUUGUAUCCUCAGAUUAAUGGUAUUAAACAAAUUAUUUCUACUUAUAAUCAACGUAAUGAGAGGACCGUAGAAUCAAGCGUUAAGUUUAUAUUUUACUCUCGUGAGAAUCCAAAUGGACAAGAAGUUACUUUCAAUGAUGAGAACAGUUUAAAGGAAUGUCACUUUGAUCCAAAGAUACCAACAAAAAUAAUUACUCAUGGCUUCAAUGGAAACGGAAAUCAUGAUUCUUGUGUCGGACCCACGAAAGCUUUCUUGGAAAAUGGUAAUUUUAACAUUUUUAUCAUGGACUGGUAUAAACAUCAAACUGAGGGAUUUUGGUUUCCAAUAUACUGGGAAGUUGUAAAAAAAUUAAAUGAAGUCGGAUCCCAUUUGGCAAAAAUGAUAAAUUUCUUAGAAGAGCAUGGAAUGAAUCCUAACACUACAACUCUGAUUGGCCAUUCUCUUGGAUCUCACGUUGUUGGGAUCGCUGGGUAUAAUACUCGAUCCAAAGUAAACCAUAUCGUUGGAUUAGAUCCUGCAGAACCAUUUAUGAAGAAUAAAGGUCCAGGAGAACGGAUCUCAGAUCAAGAUGCAUACCACGUCGAAAUAAUUCACACAAAUAGUAAUCAUUGUGGAAUGCUAAAACCAUUGGGUCAUUAUGACUUUUAUCCCAAUGGUGGCAUAAAACAACCAGGUUGUACACAGAAUUCAUGUUCUCAUCGACGGGCUCAUGACUACUACACAGAAUCGAUUUAUAACUAUAAAGGCUUUUAUGGGAGACGCUGUCAUGAUGCGAAUAGAAUUGACAAAAAAAAUUGCAAUGGCCAAAUUGCUAUGAUGGGAGGAACAAAAAAUAGUUCUGUUCUUCCUGGUGUUUAUUAUGUUGAAACAAAUAGUAAACAUCCAUUUGCUCUAGGUAACUAAAGAUAAAUACAUAUCGUUUCAAGUCACAUGCUUAUUAACUGUUACUCAUGCGAAUUAUCUGUAAAGAUACUAUCAUAUGAAGUAAAAUAUUAUCACGAGUAUCUAAUAAUUUAAAUUAAUUUAACUUUAGUACAAUUGAAAUUUUACGCUAGUCAUGUCAUACUUGUGUGUUUAACAAAUUUUUAUAGUUUACACUCCGAUUUAAUUAGAUUUUAAACUUAAUAGAAUUCAUGUUUUUCAUACUAUCUUACAUAUGACGGAAAAAAGCCAAUAAUUUAAUCCUUCGAAAAUAAUUAAACUAAAAGUUCAGUAACAGACAAAAAAAAUUCCAGACUAUUUAAUUUAUUUUUUAUUUUAAAAUCCACCUUAAUGAAUUUGUUUAAAAAAAAAAGUUGGAUUAACGUCAAAUCCUAAUAUUAUAUCAAGUUUAUUUAUAUUCAAAUUGAAUUAUUUUAUUAUAAUAAAAUUUUACGAAUAUUUUCGAUGUAAAACAUAUCUUUAACACAGUAACAAACACAUUUUUUUUCUAUCCCUUAACAAAUUUCAUUUGAAUCAUUAUACUUGAAUUACGUUAUUUAAAAAAUAUUUUAUCUAAAUCACAGUCUCGCUGUGUUUACAGCUUGAACUCGU
Molecule: messenger RNA, 1649 nt
Organism: Copidosoma floridanum
Lineage: Eukaryota; Metazoa; Arthropoda; Insecta; Hymenoptera; Encyrtidae
Product: pancreatic triacylglycerol lipase-like
Biological process (GO): lipid catabolic process
Molecular function (GO): serine hydrolase activity; lipase activity
Source: RefSeq, a predicted model, not a curated record